Molecule: messenger RNA, 1185 nt
Organism: Condylostylus longicornis
Lineage: Eukaryota; Metazoa; Arthropoda; Insecta; Diptera; Dolichopodidae
Exons: 4
Coding region: 1-1185 (394 amino acids)
Source: RefSeq, a predicted model, not a curated record
AUGUAUGGAUCUGGAAAAAGAAAAAGAAAAACUAUAAAAAGGCACCUCAUUAAAAAAUCGACUAUUUUGCUUCAAAGCGACGAAAAAACAAAGCUAAUUCAAUCUAGUAUUUUAAGAUCUGAAGAAGUUUCAUACAAUCCUAUUGCUUCUUUAGAUAAUCCAUCAACUAUUGAAUUUGUCUCAUUAGGUCAUGGUGAUACAUACAGAGAUUUAUCUUCUACAUAUCUUAGAUUAAAGGUAAAAAUUGUUAAAAAAGCUGGAAACUAUUGGAAUAACGACAAAGGUGCGGACGGAAAAACAUUGCCCCAACCAAGUGUAGUGAAUAAUCUUCUACACUCAAUAUUAAAACAAGCAUACAUUGAAUCAUUAUUAAAUUAUGGUACGGAUGCCGCUACUACUCAUUUAGAGUGUGCUGUAUGGUGUUUAGAUAAACCAAACAUAGCAAAACCAGAUAAUAAUGGAUCAAAAGAACGUCAAAAACUUUACCACAACAGCAAUAUCGCAGAGCUAAUGGGCGACGCUGAUGAAUCUCAGUUAAAAAUUUUGGAAGCUACAUUAUUUAUGAAGCACGUAACAAUAAACCCAAGUGUGCUACUAACCCAUAAUGCUGUUCUAGAAAAAUCUAAUGCCAAGUACAAUUACAAGCAUGUUGAAGUAAAAAGUUUUACAAUUCCUCCUAAUACAUCAACUAUUUCACUUGAUAAUGUCUGCAUUGGUCAAUUACCCAACACCAUAUUUUUUUGCCUUACAGAAAAUGUUGGCUACUCUGGAAAAAGAUCAAAAGAUCCAUAUAAUUUUCGACAUUUUGAUAUGUCCCAGUUUGUAUUGUAUGUAAAUGGUGUACAAGUACCAAACACAGCAAUUGAAACAAGUUUUUCAGAUGAAAAUAAUUGUCAUACUCGUGCAUACCAUAUACUUUUUUCUGGUACAGGAAUUUAUCAUAAUGACAAAGGACAUCAAAUAUCAAAAUCUAUGUUUAGUAGUGGAUUUUUCAUCUUGGCUUUCGAUUUGACACCAGAUGCAUCAGGAAAUGAGAUAUGUCAGGGUCUAUUUAAUCAAGGUACAAUUAGAAUUGAGGCAAGGUUAUCUAAAGCGCAAUCAUCUGUAUUGACUGCUAUUGUCUAUGGAGAAUUUGAUGCAAGUGUUGAAAUUGACAAAAAUAGAAAUAUUUUCACAAACCUAUAA